CUGGUGUACGUUGGUUACUUAGUGCUGCCUGUCUUCGGCUCCGUGCGUAACAGAGGUGCUCCUUUUCAAAGGUCUCAGCAUCCCCAUGCUACCUCCUGCUGCCACUUCCACCUGGGUCCCCAGCCUCAGCUCUCUGCUGACUUUGUCCUGCCUCACACGGUGCAACCUCAGCCAGGGAUACCCGACAUGGCCCUUGCACACCAGCACAGUGGCUCCCUGCACAAGCCCCUGCCGCAGGUGCCAGCCCUACCCUUCCAGGAUGUGGCUGGACCCUCCUUCCUACCUCAGGCGCUUCACCAGCAAUACCUCCUCCAGCAGCAGCUCCUCGAGGCACAGCACCACUGGCUCAUGCCCCAUCCCAGGCGGCCUCAAGAGCACAUGUCUGUUCAGUCUCACCGUCUACGCUCCAGCUUUGAUUUCAGCCACCAAUUGCAAAUUCUACAACCCAUGGGUCCCCAGCCCAGGUAUUUAGCUGAAGACACAGAUUGGGACAUCAGUGUGGAUGCGGGACUGACUCACACCCAGUUCCAGGUCCAGUCAGUCCCUCAGCCCUAUCAGCAUUACUUAGCUGCAUCUUGGAUGCACCAUUUCCCCAGAAGCACAUCCUUGACACAGAUGGUUACUCAUGAAAUCAGAAAUUACCCUUAUCCUCAGCUUCGGUUACUUGCUCUUCAGGGAUUGAACCCAAGCAGGCACAUGUCCACUGCGUUGGAGAGCUAUGAAGAGCUGCUGCAGCUGGAGGACAGGCUGGGCACCAUGAGCCGGGGUGACAUCCAGAACACUAUUGAGAGGUUCACCUUCCCACACAAGUACAAGAAGAGAAGACCCCAGGAGGGCAAAGCUGAGGAAAAAGAUGGAGAGGAGUCAGACAUCGACGAGAAAUGCACAAUUUGUCUGUCCAUGCUUGAAGAUAGAGAAGAUGCCAGGCGGUUGCCCUGUAUGCAUCUCUUCCACCAAGUUUAUGUGGACCAGUGGCUGGCCACCAGCAAGAAGUGCCCGAUCUGCAGGGUGGACAUCGAAACACAGCUUGGCUUGGACAGCUGA
Molecule: messenger RNA, 1044 nt
Organism: Colius striatus (speckled mousebird)
Lineage: Eukaryota; Metazoa; Chordata; Aves; Coliiformes; Coliidae
Product: E3 ubiquitin-protein ligase ARK2C-like
Biological process (GO): positive regulation of BMP signaling pathway; motor neuron axon guidance
Molecular function (GO): ubiquitin protein ligase activity
Source: RefSeq, a predicted model, not a curated record